AUGCCAUCUUCAAAACGCAAUCGUGUCAUCCCGACGUCCAAGACACGCAAGAACCGAAAGGAUCUCGUCCGUCGACUAGCCGCAAAUGUGCAAGAAGCCGCCGAAAAGUACUCCUACAUUUGGGUUUUUGACGUUCAGAACACUCGCAACAACUUCUUGAAAGAAGUCAGAACAGAAUUUGAUGACUCAAGAAUCAUGAUGGGAAAGACAAAGGUGAUGCUGGUAGGCUUGGGUGCUACUCGGGAGGCCGAAUGUGUUCCUGGAGUGAGUGCGUUGGGUCCAUAUGUGAAGGGAGACAUUGGACUAUUGUUCACAGACCGAGAACCAGCUGAAGUGGAGGAAUACUUUACAAACUUCUCCAAUGUUGAUUUUGCCAGGAGCGGCACUGUCACUUCUCAAGAAAUCAGAAUACCUGCUGGCGAACUUCACACCCAGUACGGCGUUGAUGGCGGUGAAGACGAUCCACUUCCUAUUCAGAUUGAGCCAACUCUGCGGAAACUCGGCAUACCUACACGGUUGGUGAAAGGGAAAGUAGUUCUGGAAGAGCGACCAGAUGGCUCAAUGGAGGACGAGGACGGCUAUUUGGUCUGCAAAGAAGGAGACACACUUGACUCAAGGCAGACGUCCAUCCUCAAAAUCCUUGGUGUCCGCCUAGCUGAGUUUAAGAUCGAGCUGAAAGCUGUUUACAGCAAGACUGAUGAGACUGUGCGAGAACUUGGAGGAAUGGACGUUGAUGUGGCCGCGGACUGA
Exophiala bonariae is the source of this 750-nucleotide messenger RNA. RefSeq lists its product as uncharacterized. Bases 1 to 750 code for a protein of 249 amino acids. The record is from RefSeq and is a predicted model, not a curated record. Gene Ontology annotation, cellular component: nucleolus; preribosome, large subunit precursor. The transcript has a single exon. Gene Ontology annotation, molecular function: RNA binding. Lineage: Eukaryota; Fungi; Ascomycota; Eurotiomycetes; Chaetothyriales; Herpotrichiellaceae. Gene Ontology annotation, biological process: ribosomal large subunit assembly; nuclear-transcribed mRNA catabolic process; ribosomal large subunit biogenesis.